This is a messenger RNA of Toxorhynchites rutilus septentrionalis, 2820 nucleotides long. It is a transcript of the gene Brd7-9, whose product is annotated as bromodomain-containing protein 7. The record is from RefSeq and is a predicted model, not a curated record. Gene Ontology annotation, biological process: regulation of transcription by RNA polymerase II. Lineage: Eukaryota; Metazoa; Arthropoda; Insecta; Diptera; Culicidae. The transcript has 5 exons. Gene Ontology annotation, cellular component: nucleus. The coding region runs from base 133 to 2691 and encodes 852 amino acids.
AUGCAUCUUAUUGUCACUCUCCCUGAGCACGAACGCGUAAAUGGCUUGUUGUGGCUUGGUAGGCAGCAGCUAUUUUAGUUUUGUUUGAAUAUUUGUGUUAUUUUGUGUUUGAAAAGCCUAUAAAAGUGUAAAAUGGGUUCUAAGAAGCAUAAAAAACACAAAUCGGAACGUAAAGAGCGAGAAGAGAAAAAUAAUAUGCUGCUUGAGCGUCCACCGAGUUUGAAGUUGAUUCUGAAAGUUAGUGGAAAUAAUUCCACUCCGGAGCAUGGCAAUGAUUCACCGGCUUACGGGAUUCAGCCGGAGGUGUCGAGCGCGUCGUUUUCCGGCGAAUACUCCGGUGAGCGUCACAAGAAAUCAAAGAAGAAGAAAAAGAAGAAAGAUCGCGAGAAGAAGCACAAACACCACAAGGAAAAGCGUCGCCAUCGGGAUGAUUCGAGUCAGGAGGAUUUUAACAGCGUUGGAGAUGAGAGUUCUCAAGCUCCACCCGAGGGGAGCAUGUUUUAUGCGGCGCCUUCCAUUGCUGGUAGUGUGGGAAGUCCGGCUUCUUUGCCGGUGACGAAGCCAAUGAUUCCGAUGAAGAGUCCCGAGCCGGAGCCUAUGCCGAUUCAGCAACCAGCGACGCCGGCUACCCCGGCGACGCCGAUGAUGCUGGGCAAUCAAGAGAUUAACGCUCCAAGCUCGGUUACUACUGAGGAACCGAUGCAGAGUCCGGUGUCGAUGCAGUCCACAUCGAGGCCCGGAAGUAAAAUGGAAUUCCAUGAUACAAAUUCGAGCCUGGCGGCUCCGAAGACGCCGGGUUCUGACUGUAGCGGGCGGGAGCCCCGGACCUGUGUGCUGAAGUUGAAGCAAAGCCGAUCUCCGCUGGCCCGGUUGCUGGAUCAUUUGCUGAAGGCGCUGGAAAAACGCGAUCCGCAUCAGUUUUUUGCGUGGCCAGUGACGGACGAUAUAGCGCCCGGGUAUUCGACGAUUAUUACCAAGCCGAUGGAUUUCAGCACGAUUCGACAGAAGAUUGAUGAUAAUGAGUACACUUCAGUGACUGAGUUUAGCGAUGAUUUUAAGCUGAUGUGUGAGAAUGCUAUUAGGUACAACCAUUCUGAAACGGUUUAUCACAAGGCAGCGAAGAAGCUGCUUCAUGUCGGCGCGCGACUUCUCCAACCGGAAAAUCUGAUGCGAUCCCUCCGGCCACUGAUGCUUUAUAUGCGGGAGCUGACCUCAAAGGAGCUCGGCUUCGAAUUGCCUGCGUCUGCGGACAAUCAAGACAAUGAUCACCACACGCUGGAUUCCGCCGAUGAAGCUAUGGCCGCAGCCGUGGAUGAAGGGAUAAAUGCUCAAAUCAAUGCCCAGCUUGAGGAGGAAGAGAAACGCAAGCAGAUCCGGUUGGAAAACAAUCCGACCAGCAAGUUUGAACCGUUUGUUGAUGAUCUGACGCCGGAGGAAAUUUUGCAGCAGGUUCAGAGCGCAUCUUUUAAUGCGAGGACGAAACUGCUGAAGAAAAAGUCGGCCAAUAAAAUGGGAUUCUUGCGGCACCUGAAGGAUGGAACUACGACGAUGAGUAUUUUGAUCGAUGAUGUGAACAAUACCCCGGAGAAGGUUGUUUCGUUGGAAGCCUAUACGGGGAAGUUACAGUAUGGAACCGCUUUGCUGCAAGGAUUCAGAGAAGACAGGCGAAAUUUUGCAAAAACCGUGAAACCUCUUAACUACGGAGGGUUCAGUUCAUUUGCGCCAAUUUUCGAUUCACGCUUCUCGAAUCUUUCGAAGGAGGAAUCGGAUUUGGUGCUCAAGACAUAUGGCGAUGAAACCGGAGCCGAUUACGCCGAGAGUAUCAUGAAAUACACCAAGGACAGUCCGUAUGCAGGUGGGAUAGCGCACAGUCUGCUGGAUAUUCUAACAAAUGGUGAGCAUCGGAAGACGUUUUCCACCCUUUACGAAUCCGAUAUGCAACGACAGGAAACCGAAGCGGUGAAACAAACAUUCCCGGAACCGUCAGAACGAGAAGAGGAUUGUCAAAAGUACGCGAACGUUCCAAUCGAUUUCAAUCAGCUCCGGUCGUUGUCCAGUUUAGGAGUGGAUAUGCAAUUUCUGGACGAUUUGGAGUUGCAGCUGAGUGCGGCGAAUAUCACCAACACCUUGCAGCAGUCACUUAAUGCAAACUCGGAUCUCAUCCAGAAGCUGCACCAGAUUCAAACGGAUCGUCUAUCAGCACCUCUGCCGGCCCAUUUGUCGUAUGUCCAGCGGGCGGGCGAAAACGAGAUCGAACUGGCCGCGCAGAUUACUAACAAUUUGACACACAUUGCCAAACAGUUGCCUCCGAUGGCCAUCGCCCCUCCGCAUGGGCUACGAAAGGCGAUGGGAAUGAGUAAUGUUGGUUUGGAGAUAUAUCAGCCGCCUCCGGUCGGAAUAAUCAACCCGCAGCCUAAUCCGGGAGCAACACCUGGUCAGCACAAUGAUGGCAACCCACCUUCGAACGCGGAUAUCAUUGACACCACACCGAUGGACAUGGACCUGGAGCCGGAAACAAUCACCCAUCAUCACCACCAGCAUCAUCAACAGCAUCAUCAUCUCAAUCCGAAUCCAUCGCAGGUGGAUAUCGACAGCGAGCUGCGAGAACUGCUCCAAAAUAGUUCCAACGCGGACAGUGUUGGGGGUGAGCCCGAUCCAACCGCUGGUAUCGAACACAUGUUGAUGGGUUGAAUGAAAUUCGUGAUAUCCGCGAUCGGAAUGUGACCGAAGAAUGUAUUUUAUAAAAAUCGCAAAGGUUGCGGGUGCAGGGAGAAAAAAGCAAAAUAUUUCAAUUAUUUUUGAAUAUAAUGUCCAAAAUUA